Molecule: messenger RNA, 1485 nt
Organism: Ostrinia furnacalis (Asian corn borer)
Lineage: Eukaryota; Metazoa; Arthropoda; Insecta; Lepidoptera; Crambidae
Exons: 4
Coding region: 1-1485 (494 amino acids)
Source: RefSeq, a predicted model, not a curated record
AUGCUCUCGGACGCAUUAGAAGGGCUGCUGUUGUGUAACGCGGGCUCCGAAUCCGCGGAGCAGUUGGGAAGAGUGGCGGCCGAGCGCGCCCGCGUUAUGAUGGCUAGCGAGCAAGCCACCACUAGAAGCGGCGGUCUUAACAUAACUGACACUCUGCUAGCCGCCAUCAAAGACAACCAUCUACUCCAAACUAAAGAACUGCCCGCCAUCUUGACGUUAAUACUCGAAACUGACGACACUAGCGCCAAAAAUACCUUCAAAACCGCAUACAAAAUAUUACUGGACAGCUAUGAGUUGUACAACAAACAAAUUAUUGAAGAAAUCAUUGAGAAAUUAAUGAGAAACAUCCAAAAGAAUAAGACAGAUUUGUCAAAAGAUGUAUUCGUGAAGUUGUUUAAAGAUAAAGUUAAAAUGACUUUGGAAUUCUUCAAUAGUAUGCCCAAUUUUGAUCGUGGUAAAAUUUUUACGUUUAUAAACACUCAAGAAUGUAGUGAAAGAGAAAUAUACUUUAUAGCUGAAGCUAAGUUGUCUCUAACUGAUGAAAAAUUGGGAGAAAUAUUGAAUGGUAUUGACAGAUUGGGAGUAAACUAUGAUGGCACUGAUGAAUUUGCUGUUAAAGCAAUUUUGAAGUUCCUAUCUGUGUAUGCUACUGAAUUGAUCGGGAAAUUCACAGAGCCAUCUCUAAAACUAAUAAAGAAAAUCAUCAGCAAUAUGCCACCAAAGUACAUAAUACACUUACAGAAACAAUUCAACUCCUGUGUGAGCAAAUACCACACAAUAAUCGGAGAGCCGGACAUUCUGAUAUCUUUCAAAGAUUGGUACAAAAGAUACGAUAUAAAAACCAAAACCGAAAACAUAAAUAAAGAUAACAUUCACAAAGAAUAUUCUUUAGACAUAAAAGCCUUAAAAAUAUACUCAGAAUUGUUGAAAAUACCAGCGUAUAUAUGCGAUGAUUCAAUUUUGAAUCUAUGCGAUACAGUUUUGAACAUAUACACCGAAAAUGGAGAGAAAUACAUAGAUAUAUACAAGGAAUACCUGUCAGAUAUGUUAAAUAUAUCUUUAAGACUGAAAAUAUUUGACGAAAUAACGCAGCAUAUUGUCAAAAGUCACAACAAAACUGGUUUGAAGUUUAUCAAGUAUUUUAUAGAUGUGUAUUCUGUGUAUUUUAUAAAGAAACCGUAUAUUUUGAUGGGGACUAGUAAUGAAAUAUCGGCAGUUUUGGGAGAUGUAUUGAAAAGUUGUUUGAAGAAGAAAAUGACUGUUGAAGACAGUGUUAAAGUGUUGGAGCUUAUUGAUACGAUAUGGCCCGUAUACCAAGCGCAGUCCACCUUCGAGGACAAAUGCUCGCUACUGUCCCAUACAACCCGGCUGCCGGUGCGACUGGCCUGGGACACUGUCCCGAUGCAGUUUGUGUCCCGGGCGAUUGUGGGGGCGGGAGGAGAGAGGCUGGUUGGGACGCUGCCGGGAGGGGACGAAUGCAGGUAG